Suillus bovinus is the source of this 1266-nucleotide messenger RNA. RefSeq lists its product as uncharacterized. Lineage: Eukaryota; Fungi; Basidiomycota; Agaricomycetes; Boletales; Suillaceae. The record is from RefSeq and is a predicted model, not a curated record. The transcript has 13 exons. The coding region runs from base 1 to 1266 and encodes 421 amino acids.
AUGGCCCACAUGAGUCCAGCCGUCACUCUUGUAUGGGCAGCGCUUACAACUAUGUUUGAAGUCUUUCUAGUCUAUCAUCUCUGGUCCUUUGACCGUUUCAAAUCUCUGAGGUGGAAUCAUGGACCGCGUUCCGGUACAUUCAAGCGGGUCAUGACGUAUUCCUAUUUGACCAGCAUUCCGUUAAUUACAAUCUACGCUGUGGGCUUCUCCAUUAUCAAAUACAAUAAUGGUUUCACUGUCAUCCCUGGGAUGGGUAUCACGCCCACUCCGUACGAGCUGUGGAGUGACAGUGCACAAAGCGCAAUCCUCCCUCUGUACCUGUGUUAUUCAUUCGCCUGGGCAUUAGAGGUGGUAACACACCUAGAAGAACUAUGUUUUUGGUUUUUCCUGAUUCGUUCUGGCUCUGCGAAACAAGAUUGGUUCCGCAGCCUAUAUUUCAAAAUAUGGGCAAUUGGGUCCAUAGUCGCAAUCAUUUGUAUGCCUCUUAUAACGGUUUUCACACGGGAAGACCCCUACAAGUGCGAGGCUUACACAUUAUUAGCCGGGGGUCUCGGAAGCUUGUCUUUAACAAUAUGGUUUCUUCCAAUUUUGUGGACAUUCCCCAAAUUCCUUCAGAGCCUGAAAAAAGCCGAUGUUGAUACGAAUACAAUCGUCAGGCUUACAAAGUUUCACGAGCUCAACUGUAUUCGGGUCUUAUUUCGUUUUCUCUUCACAAUUCCGUUAGUGAUAUUGGGCAUCGAUGGCGUCAGACCGCAUCAGCACAUCAACGAUAACAUGUUUGCCACUGACUUAUUGGGGAUGAUUUCGGGUAUAGGCUGUGUCGUAUCCUCUGGGAUCACUCUUAUCAUAUUCUUCCCGCGCUCAAUCAAGGCGGAAAUGGCAAGUAGGGAGGCGGCUCGCGAGCUCCGUCGGUUCCCCCGAUCAAACGCAUUUGGAAAAGAUCCUAUGAAUAUGCAGCGCAUAUAUCAACAUGUGUCCUCAAAUAAACUGCCUCCCUAUGAAGUAGUAGCUCCCAGCCACUCAACACAGAAGAUACCAUUCGAAGAAAUGUCGGACGAGGAGAAUCAAAAAUAUUGGCCAAGCGAGAUGUCACCUUCACUAUGCAUGCAACCAAAUCGCAGAAUGAAGGAUGGGAAUGUGGAAAUGGGGACUGUCUUCACUCUCACAGACGAUAAUCUGCCGAAACGUAGUAAAGUUAUGCGGAAGUCGGAUAUAAAUCAUCUUGUGUAUAACUGGCGAUCACCACUUGGUAGGGACUCCUAUUAG